GGGCGGGGUCCUGAGGGGAACCCAGGUUUAGGGUCGGGCCCGCCGACCGCCGUUUCCUCCAUCCUCAGUUGCUGCUCUUGGCGUGCGGCCCGGCGUGGCGAUGCCCAGCGGUGGGGUGCACCCCGACGACCACGCCGCGCCGGGGCCCACCCACACAUCGACCGCGCACGCCGAGGCCCUUGGCAGCAAGAUUAAAGAACAGAAAGUUCUUGUGGAUGAACUUUCUAACCUGAAGAAGAAUCGGAAGGUAUACAAGCAGCAACAGAACAGCAACAUAUUCUUUCUUGAAGAUCGAACAAAAAUGUUUUCUGAAAGCAAAAGGGUGAGGAGUCCUUCAAGAUAGGGUUUCUCAGGAUAGCCUUGGCUGUCCUGGAACUCAGUCUGUGGAUCAAGUUGGUCUUGAACUCAGAGAUCUGCCUGCCUCUGCCUCUUAAGUGCUGAGAUUAAAGGUAUUCAAUGCACCACAACCAGCCGGCAGAUGUUCUACAGUUUUAAAAAGACUGCCGAGAGGGCUGGGGCUGGGAUUGGCUUGACCUUGGGCAGGCAGCCGUGGCUACAGAGAGUUCAUGUUCAUAACCCCAUCAUGUCUAGCAGAUACCGUUCUUGCCAUCCUCCCAGUCUCUUGUUAUGAUGUCUUCCUGCCCCCUUCUACCCGUGAGCCUUGGGGUGAUACAGAUGUCCAGUUUAGAGCUGAACACUCCAUAGUCAGUGAUGGUCCGCAUUUACCAGUUGUGGUUCUCUGGGCUAACUGCCAUCCAGCGCCAGUGCUGCUGCUGGUAGAGAGCCCACACCCCAGUACAAGGAGAUGUGGAUCGAGAAGUAGAAAGUGGCUGUGAUCAAAAUAUAAACAUGUAUGAAAUUCUCAGGGAAUAAAAAUUAUAUAACUUUAAGAUGUAUCUGCUUUAGUUAUUAAGUAAAGUAGUCGUGUAUAUUUUAAGAGCUUGACAGAAAUAUGAAAAAUCAUUCUACAGUGACUUUCAGGGAUAAUACCUUGAACCUCUAAGGCAGCAGUUGCCAGCCCAUGGCUCUGUACCCUCUUGGGGGAUCACAUGUCAGAUAGCCUGCAUGACAGAUAUUUAUAUUAUAGUUCAUAACAGUAGUAAAAUUACAGUUAUGAAGUAGCAACAAAAUAAUUUUUUGGUUGGGGUCACCACAACAUGAGGAACUGUAUUAAAGGGUCGCAGCAUUAGGAAGGUUGAGAAUCACUGCUCUAAGGUCUUGAAGUGUUUAAAAUUUAUAUAUGUAAGGUGUUUAACCAAGUGAUUGAACAAAACAGGUCUCAGUGGAAAGAAACUAUUACCAAAUAUCGGCAUUCUUUGUCACUAAAGCAUUGUGAUUAUUGUUGGCAUUUGUACAGUGUAUCUUAUAUGGUUUAAUCUUGAGAAAUAACCUGUUUUGUCCAUGAAAUAAUAGGUAAAUAUUUUUGAACUUUCACUUCAAUAUUUUUUCUCACUC
Molecule: messenger RNA, 1455 nt
Organism: Apodemus sylvaticus (European woodmouse)
Lineage: Eukaryota; Metazoa; Chordata; Mammalia; Rodentia; Muridae
Gene: Asdurf
Product: ASNSD1 upstream open reading frame
Exons: 4
Coding region: 101-343 (80 amino acids)
Source: RefSeq, a predicted model, not a curated record